This is a messenger RNA of Chanos chanos (milkfish), 1404 nucleotides long. RefSeq names its product E3 ubiquitin-protein ligase TRIM39-like. NCBI's taxonomy places the organism in Eukaryota, Metazoa, Chordata, Actinopteri, Gonorynchiformes, Chanidae. The coding region runs from base 1 to 1404 and encodes 467 amino acids. Gene Ontology annotation, molecular function: zinc ion binding; protein binding. The transcript has 6 exons. The record is from RefSeq and is a predicted model, not a curated record.
AUGGCUUCAAAAUCUUUGCUAUCGGAAGAAAAUUUCUCCUGUCCUGUGUGCUGUGACAUCUACAGGGAUCCUGUUGUCCUGUCAUGUAGUCACAGUGUGUGUAAAGACUGUCUACAGAAGUUCUGGGAAGCCAAAGGAACACGGGAAUGUCCAGUUUGCAGGAGAAGAUCCUCUAAGGACUAUGCUCCCCCUAACCUGGCUCUAAAGAACCUGUGUGAGGCUUUCGUACAAGGAAAAAUUCAGGGACCUUCAUCAGGGUCUGAGGAGCUCUGCAGUCUACACAGUGAGAAACUCAAACUCUUCUGUCUGGAGGAUAAACAGCCUGUGUGUGAGGCAUGUCAGAGAUCAGAUAAACACACAGAACAUAAAUUCUGUUCCAUUAAUGAAGCCGCUUGUGAACACAGGGAGGAGCUUCUGACUGCACUGAAGCCCUUACAGGACAAACUGAAGAACUUUAAAGACAUGAAACAAAACUGCAUUAAAACAACAGAACACAUUAAGAACCAGACUGCACACACAGAGUGGCAGAUUAAGGAUGAGUUUAAGAAGCUUCAUCAGUUUCUACGAGACGAAGAGGCAGCCAGGAUAACUGCACUGACAGAGGAAGAGGAGCAGAAGAGUCAGAUGAUGAAGGAGAAGAUUGAGGAGAUUAACAGUGAAAUAUCAUCUCUCUCACAGACGGUCAGAGCCAUAGAAAAUGUGAUAAGAACUGAUGACAUGUCACUCCUACAGGACUUCAAGACCACAGUCAAAAGAGCUGAAUGCACACUUGACACACUACAGGAUCCACAGAUGCUUUCAGGAGCACUGAUCAAUGUGGCAAAGCACCUGGGCAACCUGAAGUUCAGAGUGUGGGAGAAGAUGCAGGACAUUGUUCAAUACACUCCUGUGAUUCUGGACCCCAACACUGCAGGACCGUAUCUCAUCCUGUCUGAGGAUCUGACCAGUGUGAGAUUCAGUGAUGACAAACAGCAGAUUCCUGAUAAUCCAGAGAGAAUCGAUUUCUUUCAUUGUGUUCUGGGCUCUGAGGGCUUUAACUCAGGGACACACUGCUGGGAUGUUGAUGUUGGGGACAGUACAUACUGGUCCUUGGGUGUGACAACAGAGACAAACCAGAGGAAGGGAGAGACAUUCUUUAAUACUGGUGUCUGGCGUGUUCGGUAUAUGGAUGGUGAAUAUAAGUCAGUGGCCUCAGGAUGGUCAUUUACUCCACUGACAGUGAAUAAUAAACUCAAGAGAAUCAGAGUGGAACUGGACUGGGACAGAGGAAAACUCUCAUUCUCUAAUCCUCAAAAUAACACACACCUGCAAACCUUCACACACGCUUUUACGGAGAGAAUGUUUCCAUAUCUUGGUAAUGCCUGUAAACUCUCUCCUCUGAGAAUCUUACCUGUGAAGAAUUGA